This is a messenger RNA of Sciurus carolinensis (gray squirrel), 3100 nucleotides long. Its product is annotated as polycystic kidney disease protein 1-like 2. NCBI's taxonomy places the organism in Eukaryota, Metazoa, Chordata, Mammalia, Rodentia, Sciuridae. The transcript is spliced from 19 exons. Gene Ontology annotation, molecular function: carbohydrate binding. Bases 1 to 2967 code for a protein of 988 amino acids. The record is from RefSeq and is a predicted model, not a curated record.
AUGAGCGCGGCACGCUUGCUGCUCUUGGGGCUAGCGCUAAGGCUUAGGGCCAUCGUUGCUAAUGCAGAAGAGGGCAGCCUUUGCUCUGAGAGCCAGGUGGCCUUCAGAGAUGCUUGCUAUGAAUUUGUGUCACUCGGACGCACCUUCCAUGGUGCCCAGAGCUGGUGCGAAGGGCAGGGAGGUCAUCUGGUCUUUAUUCGUGAUGAAGGUACCCAGCGGUUUCUGCAGACGCACAUCUUCCAGGACAGGGAAUGGUGGAUCGGACUCAAGGGGACCUCAGCGCACAAUAGAACCACAGGAGGGCCCGGGACCUGGUUGGACACCUCAGACGUGAGCUACAGCAACUGGCAGCAAGGGCAGGCCACCCCUGCCCCUGACACCUGUGGCUACAUCAGGAGAGGCCCUUCCUCCCUGUGGGCUGCCUCCGAUGACUGCACCCAGGCCUUGGCCUUUGUCUGCGAGUUUGGGGUGGGCCAGAGACUGGCCUGUGAGGGCCUCAAUGCCACCAUGCACUGCAGCUCAGGCGAGGUCAUCCAGAUCCAAGAUGCCUUUUAUGGGCGCCAGACCCCCCAUUAUUGUACCCAGGAAGCCCAGCCUCCCUUGGACCUGGAGGAGGAUUGCAGCUGGGUUAGCGUCAAGGACGAGGUGGCAGGCCAGUGCCAGGGGCUGCAGGCAUGCCAAGUAGCAGCAGAUGAGACCUACUUUGGAGACCUGUGCCCCACUCAGGGCAGCUACCUAUGGGUGCAGUACCAGUGCUGGGAAGGCCUGCGACUGGUGGUGACCAAUGGGAGUUUCGUCUUUGACAAUGUCACCAUCUCCCUGACAUGGCUGCUCUCUCCCUACAUUGGAAAUCUGUCCUGCAUACUCAAUAUGGGAGAUGGCCACACUUUUGAUCCCUACUACCCUCCCAGUUUGUCCAGCAAUGUCAUCCACCAGUUUACGUCUCCUGGGGAAUUCACCGUGUUUGCUGAGUGCACAACCAGCGAGUGGCACGUGACAGCUCAGAAGCAAGUGAGAGUGCAAGAUAAGAUGGAGACGCUCAGUGUCACCGGGUGCGCCGGCCUAUCCAGACCAGGAGCCAGCCCUCUCUGCCAGGUUGUCUUUGGGGAGCCUCUGUGGAUUCAGGUGGAGCUUGAUGGAGGAACAAGAGUGACUUACACCGUGCUUUCUGGUAACAUAACUCUGACUGAGUCUGCCACCCAGAGGGGCUCGCUACCCUAUAAUCUGACCCUGGGCAGAGAAGCUCAGGAGCUGACGGGCCCCGGGGUACACCGCCUGCAGAUCCGGGCCAGCAGCAACAGCACCACGUCUGCACUCUCUGGGAACCUCACGGUCCACUUUGUGCAGCCGCUCUCAGGGCUGCAGGCCUCCUGGGCUUCCGACCUUGUAGAGCUGGGCCAGGACCUACUGAUCAAUGUCUCAGUGGCUCACGGCACCCCAGAGGAGCUGACUUUUGAGGUGGCGGGACUCAAUGGAAACUUCUCCCAAAAGGCAGAGGAUUUGGAGGAGCCAUCUGGGAUUUACCACGUGGCAGUUCCUGUUGAAGGUACCUUUCUGGUCACGGUGUUCCUGAGGAAUGCCUUCUCAAACUUGAGCUUGGAGAUAGGAAGCGUCACUAUCACAGCCCCUUCCAGUCUUCAAGAACCAACUGGAAUGAAUGCUAAAGGAAAGAAUAGACACAAAGGAGACAUGGAGGUGCACGUUGAACCUGGUGUAUACGUAGACCCUUUCACAACAGUCACUCUGAGCUGGCCAGAUGAUGAUGAGGAUUUACGUUUUCAUUGGUCAUGUGGGAGAUGCUGGGCUCAGUGGAGCAACUGUGUUGAGAGGCAGCUGCUCCACACAGACCAGAGGGAGUUGGUGGUCCCACCAUCCUGCCUGCCACCACCGAACUCUGCUGUCACCCUGCACCUGGAUGUCCUGAGGGGCCAGGAGCUGGAGAACAAGACAGAGCAGUGUCUCUAUGUCUCUGCUUCCCUGGACCUCAAGCCUCAAAUCAGCUGUGAGAAGAACUGCCGGCUGGCAACCACUGGCGAAGACCUUGAGCUCAGGGUCACCCUGGGAGGCAAUGCCUCAGUGGCCACAUUCAGCUGGUACUUAGAGGACACUGCCCCAGAGAAGGCUGAGCCUCUCCCAGCUGCCUGCAGACUCGAAGGAUUCUGGCCUCGUUCUCUAGCCCUGCUCUGGAGCAACGCCUCCACUCUGCUGCUCAACAGCAGCUGGCUGCAGACCUGGGGCGAGGUCAUCCGGAUCCGAGCCACAGCACUGACCAGGGACGCCUACGGGGAGGACACCUACGUGAUCAGCACUCUGCCUCCCCCGGAGGUGCCCACCUGUGCGACGGCCCCAGAGGAGGGCACUGUACUGACACAAUUCUCCAUCCUCUGUGAUGCCUCCACGGCCCCGGGCCCCCUGGAGUACUGCUUCUGUCUGGAAUCAGGUUUCUGCCUACACUGUGGCCCUGAAGAGGCCCUCCCAUCUGUGUAUCUACCACUUGGAAAAGAAAACGAUGACUUCAGGCUGACAGUGGUCAUUUCUGUCACCAACCAGGCAGGGGACAGACAGCAGACCCAUGCAACUGUUAAGGUGGGACCCGGUGACACACGUGUUGAAGAUGUGGCACUCCAGACAAUCACCACCUCUCUGCAAGGCGAGCAUGGCCCUGAGCAGCUUCUCCAGCUGGCUAAGUCUGUGUCCUCUGUGCUGGACCAGGAGGACCAGGGCGAGGGCUCCGGGCAGCUGCUGAGGAUGGAUGCCAGAAGGAAGGUCAGAGAGCAUGUGCUGGAGUCACUAUCCAUGGUCGCCAACAAACUGGAGGACAUGCAGAGAGUGCAGGGCCUGGCUGAGGUGCUGAGGGAGGUGACCCACCACAGUGAGGAGCUCACACCUUCUUCCCAAGGGUCCUGCAUGGGUGGUGCAAAGGAGGGCAUCCCUCCAGCAGCCCCCUGUGUCUCACACUGGGUGUGAUGGCCUGUCUACCCACACUCCCAACCUCCACCUGCUGUGGGAGGCCAGCUGUGUUCUGCAGCAUGCCAGUGAGGCCCUAUUGACAAUGAGUACCAAGGCCCGUUCUGAUGACCGGAGGCACCAGACAGCCACC